GUAUUUUAAGUGAAAUAGGACAGAAAACGGUAACGUACAAUGUACUUAACCGCGUGCGAGAAGUGUAUUUUGAAAAGUUACUACGGCCUGGGGAAAACCAUCAGAAAUGUUCGAAAAUAUCACAGCGAAAACUCGUUCGGAUUCAAGCGCAAAGUGGAAAAAGUUUAUAACGUACCUGAGGAAGUUUUGAACUCCCGUAAGGAACAAAGUAACUUUUACAGACUUGUGUCAGCUUAUAAAGAACACGCGCACAAGUCGGCCGAUGUAAAUCCCGUUUCCUUGGCAAAGAGCUUGAGUGCUGUUCCCGAAUUGGAUUUCAAACGGUAUGGCUUGAACGAAUGCGAUAUAGUUAAAUUUGAAAAUAUAUUGAACACGACAAAAGCUGAGGGAACUGUAGCAGAAGCGAUCGAUUUUUUAAACGAAAGUUACAAUGGCCACAUCAGUGCUGAGUUUGCUUACUUGGAGAGCGAAGAGGAGAGAGAAUGGUUUAGCAGAAAAAUGGAAGAGCUUCAAUACGUGGAGUUAGAUAGCGAAACCAAAGUAAAACUGGCAACUAAUUUGUUGUUAUCGCAAAACUUUGAUAACUUUUUAGCAAAGAAAUUUCCAGGUUUAAAAAGAUAUGGAGGGGAAGGUGCUGAAAGUAUGAUGGGAUUCUUUCAUGAGACAUUUAGACUUGCAGCACUGGAUGAUAUCGAGCAAGUAGUAUUAGGAAUGCCACAUAGAGGCAGGCUAAAUUUAUUGACAUGCCUUCUUAAUUUUCCACCCGCUAGGAUGUUCAGUAAAAUUAAGGGAAAUUCUGAUUUUCCUGCGAAAUACCAGGGAAGUGGGGAUGUGUUAAGUCAUCUAAUAUCUUCCACAGAUUUGCAAUUUGGUGAGAAAUCCGUUCACGUAUCCCUACUGUAUUGUCCGUCUCAUUUGGAAAUAGUUAAUCCUAUGUCAAUGGGCAAAACUAGAGCAAAGCAAAUGAUGGCGAAAGAUGGGGAUUAUGGUAAUUGUAGUGGAUGGAGCGAUAAGAUACUCAACAUACAGGUACAUGGUGAUGCAGCUGUGAAUGGACAAGGAGUUAACCAAGAAUGUUUGACCUUGAGCAGAACUCCCCAUUUCGAAAUUGGAGGAACAAUUCACUUGGUGGUUAACAACCAAGUUGGUUUUACUACUCCUUCCGAAAGAGGGCGUUCCUCAAGGUACUGCACUGAUCUUGCCAAGAUGAUUUCCGCCCCUGUGAUACACGUCAAUGGAGAUUAUCCAGAGCAUGUCCUGAAAGCCACGAAAUUGGCUUUCGAGUACCAAAGAAAGUUUAGAAAGGAAAUUUACAUUGAUCUUAAUUGCUAUAGAAAGUGGGGUCAUAAUGAAUUAGAUGAUCCGACAUUUACGAAUCCGUCUUUGUACAGCAUUAUUAAAAGUAGAGGUACAGUACCUGACAUGUAUUUUAAUAAACUAAAGGAAGAAGGUAUUUUAAAAGAAGAGGAAAGGAACAAAAUUGUUGAUGAGAACUGGAACUGGCUUGAACAACACCUUAAAGCGUCGGAUAAUUAUGAACCAGAGGACUUAGCUUACAAAAAACAAUGGGAAGGCAUAACUCAAGCUGAAGAAAGUAUUACAACGUGGGAUACUGGAAUUGAUUUCGACCUCAUGACAUUUAUUGGAGAAAAAUCUGUAAAAACUCCCGAAAUCUUUGAGAUCCACCCCACAUUAUUGAGAACUCAUGUUAAAUCUAGAUUAUCUAAAGUUGCAGACGGAACAAAUAUUGAUUGGUCCACUGCUGAAGCAUUGGCUUUAGGCUCUCUGUUAUUUGAAGGUUACAACGUAAGGAUAAGCGGUCAGGACGUGGGAAGGGGAACGUUCUCUCACAGGCACGUAAUGCUAGUGGACCAGUCGACGAAUAACUUGUACAUUCCAUUAAACAACAUUCAUCCGAAUCAAAACACUUUUCUGGAGGUCGCGAACAGUAUUUUAUCUGAGGAAGCGGUGCUGGGCUACGAAUACGGAAUGAGCGUGGAAAAUCCCAACAAUCUGAUCAUUUGGGAGGCGCAGUUCGGGGAUUUUUUCAACGGGGCGCAAAUAGUCUUUGACGCGUGCAUUUCGGCUGGAGAAGCAAAAUGGUUAUGGAGCAAUGGUAUAGUAAUCUUACUGCCCCACGGAUACGACGGAGCCGGCCCUGAGCAUAGCUCAUGCAGAAUGGAAAGAUUUCUGCAAAUGUCGGAUUCUAAAUUUGACAAAGUCGAUGGAGAUAACAUAAAUAUGCAAAUAUGUCAGCCUAGCAAUCCCGCGCAGUACUUUCAUUUGUUAAGACGACAGAUGGUAAGAAACUUUAGGAAACCUCUCGUAAUAAUUGCACCAAAAACUCUACUGCGAUUAUCUGCCUGCACUUCUAUAUUCGCUGAUAUGGCUCAUGGAACUUCAUUUAAACCAGUUAUAGGGGAGAAGCAGUAUGAAGGUCCUUCAAUAACAAGUAUUCUAUUGACAUCUGGCAAGCAUUAUUAUUCCUUGGCAGAGAAGCGUCACGCGAUGGGUAUUAAGGACACGGCCAUUCUCAGGAUUGAAUCCUUCAGUCCGUUUCCAACUUUAGAAUUAAGACACGAAUUCUCGAAAUAUCCUAAUGUUAAAUCUGUGAUUUGGUGCCAGGAGGAGCCGCAAAAUAUGGGCGCAUGGAGUUUUGUUAAGCCAAGAUUUGAAAACAUGAUUGGCAAAAAGAUUAAAUAUUGCGGAAGAAAAACAUCUGCCGCUCCCGCAGUAGGCGUUGGCAAAAUUCACAGACAGGAAGCGGAAGACAUUGUUACAAAACCAUUUUUUAAAGAUUUUUAUUGAUUAAAUAUAUUUUCACCCUUUUUUGAAUCUCAUUUUGUCUUUCUUUUACUAACCCUUCCCUAUUACAAUAAUUGAGGUGAUCUGCAA
Messenger RNA from Brassicogethes aeneus, 2895 nucleotides. The record is from the annotation of a GenBank genome assembly. NCBI's taxonomy places the organism in Eukaryota, Metazoa, Arthropoda, Insecta, Coleoptera, Nitidulidae.